AUGGACAACUCCGGAAAAGAGAAGGAGGCCAUGCAGCUCAUGGCCGAGGCCGACAAGAAGGUCAAAGCUUCCGGAUCCUUCCUCGGAGGGAUGUUCGGCUCGGCCAACAAAUGCCUCCUGAAGGUGGGACACUACAGCGCUCAGCUGGAGCAGUACCCGAAAGCAAUAGAAAUCUACGAACAGGUUGCGAUGAGCACCAUGGACAAUCCUCUGCUGAAGUACAACGCGAAAGAGUAUUUCUUCAAGGCCUCGCUGUGUCACUUCAUAGUGGACGAGCUCAACGCCAAGUUGGCCAUAGAGAAGUAUGAGGAGAUGUUUCCAGCCUUUUCAGACUCAAGAGAGCUCAAACUGCUAAAGGCCCACGAGGAGCAGAACAGCGAGGCGUUCACGGAGGCCGUGAAGGAGUUCGACUCCGUGUCCCGCCUGGACCAAUGGCUGACCACGAUGCUGCUCCGCAUCAAAAAGACCAUCCAGGGAGACGCCGGGGACCUGAAGUAG
Molecule: messenger RNA, 498 nt
Organism: Menidia menidia (Atlantic silverside)
Lineage: Eukaryota; Metazoa; Chordata; Actinopteri; Atheriniformes; Atherinopsidae
Source: the annotation of a GenBank genome assembly